GCGCUGCUGUGGCAUCAGUGUUUGCAGCAGAAGGAUAUGAUGAGUGCUGCAGUCCUGUGGGGCCUGCUGGUCCUGCUCUGUCAGCGCACAUUGGUGAGCGGACACGUACUGGGACGACCGUCUGCGACCAGCGACCUCGCCCAGCUCAAGACUUUACUGCAGCGUUUUGAGGAGACUCUGGCUGAAGCCGCCCCGGAGGAAGAAGACUCUGAAGCCGAUUAUAAUCAGGAGCCCGAACAGAGCCAGACCGGUCGAGGGUGGAGCCCGGAGCACGAGGUGGAGCAGGAAGCUUCGAUACCAGAGAGGUCUCAGUCGGCAGCUGAGGGCCGCAGCAGGACGGCGGCGAGCGUGAGGAGCCUCCUGCAGGACCUGCUCACCGCCAGGAAGCGAACCUCCGGGUGCUUCGGAGCCAGAAUGGACCGGAUAGGGAACGCCAGCGGACUGGGAUGCAACAACGGAAGAGGGUAAUCGGAGAGUUUCCGGUUUAAUCGAAGACACGACACAACGAGGAGGACCUCUGCGUCAGUGACACUUCAAUGUGUGUUUAAAGUGACCAAGAUGAUUUCUGAUUUAUUCACUGAGUAAAAUGAAUCCUCCAAAAGAGGAAGUGUGAGUCACGUCUCUGCAUGUGGGGAUACUAACAAAGACAAAUAAAACUAUUUUUUU
Labrus mixtus (cuckoo wrasse) is the source of this 666-nucleotide messenger RNA. RefSeq names its product natriuretic peptide A (gene nppa). Gene Ontology annotation, biological process: negative regulation of systemic arterial blood pressure; cGMP biosynthetic process; neuropeptide signaling pathway. Lineage: Eukaryota; Metazoa; Chordata; Actinopteri; Labriformes; Labridae. Gene Ontology annotation, cellular component: cytoplasm; extracellular region; nucleus. The record is from RefSeq and is a predicted model, not a curated record. The transcript has 3 exons. Bases 37 to 468 code for a protein of 143 amino acids. Gene Ontology annotation, molecular function: hormone activity; hormone receptor binding.